CGCGCUCGGGUCCACAGCUCUAUGGGGAAAGCGGCCGCUCUGAGCCGAGGCGGCGGCUGCGCUGGCCGCUCCCGCGGGCUCUCGUCGCUGUUCACGGUUGUGCCCUGCCUGUCCUGCCACACGGAGGCGCCGGGCAUGAACUCGUCCACGCUCGGCUCAGGGUCGGCGCCAAAGCCUCAGCUCCAGCCUGUGCAGGCACCCGAGCGGGAGUUGCUGUCGGAACAGGUGUGCCAGCCAAUUUCUGAGCCAGCGUCGAGACCCGAACCUGUGUCCCAGACGACGUCUGUGCCAAGGCCCUCAGGGGCUGGGCAGGAAUCAGAACUACAGGGCUUGGGGCCGGAGUCAGAGGCCGGCCCAGGAGCAGAGUCUGUGUCCAUCAGCCAAGCUUCAACAGAGCUGCCAAUGCCGUCCCCGCUGUGGUCUACAGCAGGGAGUUUGCCCGUCACCAAACCCGAGACCAAGCCGUUGGUGAAGACCCAGUCUCUUCUGCGACAAGGACAGGCGAAGACUUCUUCCGGGAGUUCAGUGUCAGGGACUGGUGUCCCAAUGGUCUCACCACCUCUGGACAGCUACAAGGGUUGGCUCUUCAAGUGGACUAACUACCUGAAAGGCUACCAGCGCCGCUGGUUCGUGCUCGGCAAUGGCCUGCUGUCCUACUACAGAAACCAGGGUGAAAUGGCCCACACCUGCCGCGGAACCAUCAACCUGGCCUCCACACACUUUGAAACAGAGGACACUUGUGGAAUCUUGCUGUGCAACGGGGCAAGGACCUACCACCUCAAGGCCAUCUCAGAGGUGGAACGGCAGCAUUGGAUCACCGUUCUGGAGCUGGCCAAGGCCAAGGCUAUCCGUGUGAUGAAAACUCAGUCAGAUGACUCUGGGGACGACGACGAAGAGCCUGCUGCCCCAGCUGACGAGAGUGAGCUCCACCACACUCUUAAGGCCCUCUCACUGAAGUUAAACGACCUCAGCACAUACAAUGACCUCAUUGCCAAGCACGGCGCUGCCCUCCAGCGCUCCCUGAAUGAGCUGGACAGCCUCAAGAUCCCGUCAGAGAGUGGGGAGAGGCUGAAGGUUGUGAACGAACGGGCCACCCUCUUCCGCAUCACAUCAAAUGCUAUGAUCAACGCCUGUAGGGACUUCCUGGAACUAGCCGAGACUCACAGCCGGAAAUGGCAGCGGGCUCUGAAUUAUGAGCAGGAACAGCGUGUCCACCUGGAGGAGACCAUUGAGCAGUUGGCCAAGCAGCACAACAGUCUUGAACGGGCCUUCUGCAACACCCCUGGUGGGCCAGCCAGCUCCAGCAAGAGCUUCAGUGAGGGAAGCUUCUUGACUUCCAAAGGAGAGAACAGCGAAGAAGAUGAAGAUACUGAGUACUUUGACGCCAUGGAAGACUCUACAUCUUUCAUCACGGUAAUCACCGAGGCCAAGGAAGACAGAAAGCCUGAGAGUGGACCUGGGAAGACUGUGGAAUGGACCUCAACAGAUAAUGUAUUAGAUGGUGCCUCAUUCAUGCCCAAGGAUUCAUGCAAAGUUAAGAGGCGAGUCCGCAUCCCUGACAAACCCAAUUAUAGCCUUAACCUCUGGAGCAUCAUGAAGAACUGUAUUGGCCGAGAGCUCUCCCGGAUUCCCAUGCCGGUGAACUUCAAUGAGCCCCUAUCCAUGCUCCAGCGACUUACAGAGGACCUCGAGUACCACCACCUGCUGGACAAGGCGGUGAACUGCACCAGCUCAGUGGAGCAGAUGUGCCUGGUAGCUGCCUUUUCUGUGUCCUCCUACUCCACCACGGUGCACCGCAUCGCCAAGCCCUUCAACCCUAUGCUGGGGGAGACCUUCGAGCUGGACCGUAUGGAGGACAUGGGUCUGCGUUCCCUCUGUGAGCAGGUGAGCCACCAUCCCCCGUCUGCUGCUCACCACGUGUUCUCUAAACAUGGCUGGAGCCUCUGGCAGGAAAUCACCAUCGCCAGCAAGUUCCGAGGGAAAUACAUCUCUAUCAUGCCACUUGGUGCCAUCCACCUAGAAUUCCAGGCCAGUGGUAAUCACUACGUGUGGAGGAAGAGCACCUCUACUGUGCACAACAUCAUCGUGGGCAAGCUCUGGAUUGACCAGUCAGGGGACAUUGAGAUUGUCAACCACAAGACCAAGGACCGGUGCCAGCUGAAGUUUGUGCCCUACAGCUACUUCUCCAAAGAGGCACCCCGAAAGGUGACUGGAGUGGUGAGUGACAACCAGGGCAAGGCCCACUACGUGCUGUCAGGUUCGUGGGAUGAGCAGAUGGAGUGUUCUAAGAUUGUGCACAGCAGCCCCAGCUCUGAUGGGAAGCAGAAAACCGUGUACCAGACGCUACCAGCCAAGCUGCUGUGGAGGAAGUACCCACUGCCGGAGAACGCAGAGAACAUGUACUAUUUCUCGGAGCUGGCCCUGACCCUCAAUGAGCAGGAGGACGGCGUGGCGCCCACGGACAGCCGCCUGCGGCCGGACCAGCGGCUGAUGGAAAAGGGACGCUGGGACGAGGCCAACACCGAGAAGCAGCGGCUGGAGGAGAAGCAGCGUUUGUCCCGGCGACGGCGGCUGGAGUCGUGCACGGCGGGCUGCGGCGGGGAGGAAGAGAAGGAGUCAGAUGGCUAUGCGCCGCUGUGGUUCGAGAAGAGGCUGGACCCGCUGACCGGGGAGAUGGCCUGCAUGUACAAGGGCGGCUACUGGGAGGCCAAGGAGAAGAAGGACUGGCACAUGUGCCCCAACAUCUUCUGAGCCACUCCUGCGGCAAAUACAGGCGCCUGCACUGCCUGCCAGCCUUUUCUUUAAUGCACCCAGUUAAGACAGAACCCACACACGCGCGCACACGCACGCGCGGAAACACACACCGCUUUAGAAGGGGUAAGGGCUGACCUGGGUUCUCCCAGCCCCCAGGUUCCCGGGUCACCUGUGCCCGUUGUUAUUGACUUGGGCCCCAUGGGCACCCUAGUUCCCAGUUACCACAACUCAGGCCGGCUGGUAGGGCCAUGGGCUGCCCAGGUCACUAACCCCAACCUAGGGAGGAAAUAUUACCCCUGCUAGCGAGCCUCUUUUGACUUUUUUAUGGAAAAAAAAAAAAUCUCCAUUUCUUUCCAAUGAUGAGGUUUAGUAAAUAUUUUUAGCAUAUCAUUUAAAAGACUCACUUUCCAAGUUUCAUUCUUGCCACAUAACUGUCCUGGCAAGAAGCCCUUUUUUAAAGACAUGAGGAAGCCAGGCCCCAUUGAAUGGGGAGCACUUUUAACACAGCCAGGCUUUCUAUCUGGACUGUCCAAGCUCCAGGAGCGCAACACCCGCAGAGGCAGCCGAAACCUGGCUGGCCGCGCAGCACAGUGUGUAGAGCCCACAGGGGGAGCAGGAAGGUAGGAAGGCAGCCCCGUGCCAGGCUUUGGCCAUGCUGGGACAGUACCCCAGUCCCAAAGAGGCCAAGAAGGGCCAAAAGGCAGGGCCCUCAGGUGCUUCCUGCCCAAGAAUCAGGCCCCCAAAUCAGCAAUAAGGAACAAACCCUUCAUUACCCUGGGCUGGUGACCAGGCUCCCGACACCUGGCCUCCUGCCUUGUCCUUAGGCGGCAUCAGGGUGCCUCUCCUCAGCACCCCUGACAUCUUUAUUUGCCUAAUUUAUAUAUAUGAUAUAAAAAUAUAUAUGACAUAGCUAU
Messenger RNA from Mastomys coucha (southern multimammate mouse), 3668 nucleotides. It is a transcript of the gene Osbp2, whose product is annotated as oxysterol binding protein 2. The transcript is spliced from 14 exons. The record is from RefSeq and is a predicted model, not a curated record. Gene Ontology annotation, cellular component: intracellular membrane-bounded organelle; cytosol; membrane. Gene Ontology annotation, molecular function: cholesterol binding. NCBI's taxonomy places the organism in Eukaryota, Metazoa, Chordata, Mammalia, Rodentia, Muridae. Bases 22 to 2751 code for a protein of 909 amino acids.